Molecule: messenger RNA, 1290 nt
Organism: Pestalotiopsis fici W106-1
Lineage: Eukaryota; Fungi; Ascomycota; Sordariomycetes; Amphisphaeriales; Sporocadaceae
Product: Hexokinase
Exons: 2
Coding region: 1-1290 (429 amino acids)
Biological process (GO): glucose 6-phosphate metabolic process; glycolytic process; intracellular glucose homeostasis
Cellular component (GO): mitochondrion; cytosol
Molecular function (GO): fructokinase activity; glucokinase activity; ATP binding
Source: RefSeq, a predicted model, not a curated record
AUGAACCCGACGUGGGUCAUGGCUUUCCCUGAUGGCUACGAGACGGGUACUUAUUUGGCCUUGGAUAUGGGCGGUACGAACUUGCGUGUGUGUGAGAUCACCCUGACGGAUAACAAGUCGGAAUUCGACAUCAUCCAGUCCAAGUACCGUAUGCCCGAGGAGCUCAAGACCGGAGAGUCGGAAGAGCUGUGGGAAUAUAUUGCCGACUGCCUUCAACAAUUCAUUGACACUCACCACGGAGAGCUGCCACCAGACGCCGAGAAGAUCCCGCUUGGUUUCACCUUCUCAUACCCGGCAACCCAGAACUACAUCGACGAGGGUAUCCUGCAGCGGUGGACCAAGGGUUUUGACAUUGACGGCGUCGAGGGCAACAACGUUGUCCCCAUGUUGGAGGCCGCUCUCGAAUCGCGCAAGGUACCCAUUAAGGUCUCUGCCUUGAUCAACGAUACCACCGGUACACUCAUUGCUUCGGCCUACACGGAUCCUAAGAUGGUCAUUGGCUGUAUCUUUGGCACAGGCUGCAACGCAGCAUACAUGGAGACUUGUGGCGCCAUCCCCAAGCUGGCUCACAUGAACCUGCCUCCAGACUGCCCCAUGGCUAUCAACUGCGAAUGGGGUGCCUUUGACAACGAGCACAAGGUCCUGCCGCGGACGCCUUACGAUAUCAUCAUUGACAAGGAGUCACCCAGACCUGGACAGCAGGCAUUCGAGAAGAUGAUCGCAGGUCUCUACCUGGGCGAGAUCUUCCGACUGGUCCUGGUUGACCUUCACGACAACAAGGAUGUCCACAUUUUCGAGGGCCAGGAUAUUAAGAAGCUUCGCAGACCUUACAGCCUGGACGCAUCCUUCCUUUCGGCUAUCGAGGAUGACCCCUUUGAGAACUUGCAGGAGACUGCUGAUUUGUUCUCUGAUAAGCUCAGCAUUGCAACCACCCGUCCUGAGCUCGAGCUCAUCCGUCGUACAGCUGAACUGAUCGGCACACGUGCUGCUCGUCUUUCCGCGUGCGGUGUCGCUGCCAUUUGCAAGAAGAAGAACUUCUCUUCAUGCCACGUUGGCGCUGACGGCUCCGUCUUCAACAAGUAUCCCCACUUCAAGGCUCGUGGUGCUCAGGCACUCAAGGAGAUUCUUGACUGGCCUGCCAAGAAGAGUUUGCGGGAGGAAGACCCUAUCGAGAUCCUCGCCGCCGAGGACGGUAGUGGUGUGGGUGCUGCUCUGAUUGCAGCGUUGACACUCAAGAGAGUCAACGCUGGAAACCUUGCUGGUAUCCUCCACCCCGAGCACUUCAAAUAA